Messenger RNA from Fusarium musae, 1869 nucleotides. RefSeq lists its product as uncharacterized. The record is from RefSeq and is a predicted model, not a curated record. Gene Ontology annotation, cellular component: nucleus. The coding region runs from base 1 to 1869 and encodes 622 amino acids. NCBI's taxonomy places the organism in Eukaryota, Fungi, Ascomycota, Sordariomycetes, Hypocreales, Nectriaceae. The transcript has 4 exons.
AUGUCACUCAGGCCGCCAAUUAUGGAAGAAGAGGAGGAAUGCCCUCAACAAACAGGCGAUGCAGAAGAGGCAAACUUCAAGAAUCAACUGCCAGAUAAUUACCCUCAAGUCGAUGUUCGCAAGCACCUUGCACAAGUCGAGAAUAUCCGAAAGUCGGCCAUAGAGCUUGCCGCAACACUUACCAAAGACUACAUAUGGCAAAAAGAUGAAUUCAAUCUGACCCUAAAAAAUGAAAACAGACUGCUCUACCUCCAUGGUAUCACGGAUUACAGCGAUGCCGUAGAAGACGAAUGGCUCAUCGUAUAUAUACUAAGAGAAUUAUCAAAGUCCCACCCCAACCUCUGGGUCCGGGUAUUUGAUACAGAUGGCGAGUUCCUCCUGGUUGAAGCCGCCAAUGUGCUGCCCAGAUGGUUGAACCCCGAGAUUGACAACAACCGGGCCUGGAUCAACAAAGGAAGCCUUCUUCUCAUCCCUGUCAAAGAUGAAGAGGGCCUCGGAGCUCGCAAUCUUGAACUACCGGACGCAGUCCAAGUGAUUAAAACGAAACGCGAUGCACUUGUUCACUCAGGUUUUGUCGAAGCCGAAGCUUUCUACAGACUUGAAAAGUACCCAGGGCAGAUCAGCGAAUCUCUACACCAUUCUCUCAUUACUGUACCGAGGAAGUUAGCAUAUAUCCUCCAUUCUCUCCCUAAAUCGGUUGCACCAGCAGUCGAGGAAUUCUAUCUCCGGGAUCCGGUAGCCUUGAAACGUGUCAUCUCACCAACUCAACCAUUAACAUUUCCUCCAGAGGAUCUCAUCACAGUAUCUGUCAGGUUUAGCAAGGUACUUUACGCUCAGUUGCGAUCCCAACGGUUCGAUACCCCGCCGAGCUGGAGCGAAGUCCUUCGGAAAGCGCAGAAAGAGGCACCUUCAGGCGAGGCAGACAAAGUCAUGGCGAGAUUAGAUAUUGGGAUGAAACUCACAUGUGGGUUCGAAAUACUGGCUGCAAAGGCUGGAAGGAGCAAAAUCAGAGUUGUCCGUGAGCUUGCUAUCGAGCUCGAGGAUCUCGCAGAGGAUGGCAACGAGGCUCUCCCCUCAGAUGAAGACAUUAAAUCCUGGAAGGACCACGAUCGUGAUGACAGCGAAGCAUGGAUGGACAUCAACUACCAAGAUUUCGAGAAGGAAUUGGAUGGAAAAAGAGGAAACGCUUCCUCCAACUCCAAGUCAGGCUUCGGAGAUGCGAAUACACAAUCUGAUCUUCGCAAGAUUGUGUCUCGCUUCGAGGCAUUUCUGAAUGAUGACAGUGCUGGAAUGGACGGCGCAGAACUUGAUGAAAUGGAUUACGAUGAUGAUGAUGAUGAUGACGAUGACGAAGACGAAUUCGACGAAGACAGCGAGUCCGAGGACAAGGAGGUUAGCUUCGACGAGGAGGAGUUCGCUAGGAUGAUGAGAGAAAUGAUGGGCCUACCAUCCACAAUCUCAAGCACAAGCACGGCAAAGAAGACUGCGACACAGUCCAAGACCCCUGUAAUUGACGAAGAGGACGAAGAGAUCCAGAAGCUCACCACGGAGUUCGAAGCAGAGCUCAAUGAGCAUGGCGCGCUCAAGCUUGACCCUGUUGAGAAGCAACCCCGCCUGAAGGAUGCAACUCAAAAGAGGGAGAGAGUAGAAGAAGAAGAGAACAGCGAUGAAGAAGUUGAUAUUGAUUACAACCUGGCAAAGAACUUACUCGAAAGCUUCAAGAGCCAGGCUGGUAUGGCUGGGCCGACUGGUAACUUGUUAGGUAUGAUGGGCUUUCAACUACCACGAGACGAAGAAGAUGAGAAUGAAAAGGAGGAUGAAGAGACUGGCAAUAAUUCUACCAAAGGGAAGGGAAAAGCAAGAGCAUAG